AGAAUUUCUCUUCCAAUAAUUUUGGUUGAAUUUCACAUUUCAAUUAAAAUUGGAUGGUGGUUUGUAGCCUAUUUCAUGCUAGCCGUUAAUUCACUUUGGUUACCGAUUAAAACGCACGUGUCGUCCUUUCAGACAUUUUUGUCAGCGAGAUCUCCAGGCUUGUCUUUAAAUAGUACAGCUGUCCCUGCUCCACCAAGAUGGUCAAGGAAGACAAGUCAACAUGGAAGGCUAACUACUUUGUCAAGAUAGCUCAUCUGCUGGAUGAGUACCCCAAGGCAUUCAUCGUGAACGCUGACAACGUGGGGUCCCGUCAGAUGCAGCAGAUCAGAACUGCCCUCCGCGGACACGCCAUUGUGUUGAUGGGCAAGAACACGAUGAUGAGGAAGGCCAUCCGAGGUCACCUGGAUAAGAACCCAGCCCUCGAGAAGAUGCUGCCGUACAUUGUUGGCAACGUGGGCAUUGUGUUUACCAAGGGCAACCUGGUUGAUGUCCGCAAACUGCUGCUGGAAAACAAGGUGAAAGCCCCUGCCCGUGCUGGAGCUAUUGCCCCCGUGGAUGUGAUUGUGCCCAAGCAGGCCACCACCCUCGGCCCAGAGAAGACUGCCUUCUUCCAGGCCCUGCAGAUCACAACCAAGAUCACCAAGGGAUGCAUUGAAAUCCUGAACGAUGUUCGACUGAUCAAUACUGGUGACAAAGUGGGGGCCUCUGAGUCCACUCUCCUCAACAUGCUGGACAUCUCCCCAUUCUCAUAUGGACUGGCCAUCGAGAGAGUGUAUGACUCUGGCAGCGUGUUUGAGUCCAAGGUUCUGGACAUCACAGAUGAAGACAUCAGGACCAGGUUCCUGCAGGGAGUGCGCAACGUAGCCUCGUUGUCCCUGAAGAUUGGCUAUCCCACGGCUGCUUCUGCCCCUCACUCCAUCGUCAAUGGCUUCAAGAGACUGCUUGCCAUUGCUGUACAGACCGACUACACUUUCCCUGCUGCACAGAGGACGAAGGACUUCCUCAAAGACCCUUCAAAAUUCGCGGUGGAAGCUGCCCCAGUCGCUGCAGCCCCCGCUGCUGCCAAGAAGGAAGAGAAGAAAGUAGAAGCAAAGAAGGAAGAGUCUGAGGAAUCUGAGGACGACAUGGGAUUCGGGCUGUUUGAUUAGACAAUUUGUUACCGCAAUGCCAGACUUAUGUCAUAUGUCUCUGGAUUCAUGGACUUGAAUAAAUAAAUACGUACAUGA
Molecule: messenger RNA, 1226 nt
Organism: Dreissena polymorpha
Lineage: Eukaryota; Metazoa; Mollusca; Bivalvia; Myida; Dreissenidae
Product: 60S acidic ribosomal protein P0-like
Exons: 10
Coding region: 198-1148 (316 amino acids)
Biological process (GO): ribosome biogenesis; ribosomal large subunit assembly; cytoplasmic translation
Cellular component (GO): cytosolic large ribosomal subunit
Molecular function (GO): structural constituent of ribosome; large ribosomal subunit rRNA binding
Source: RefSeq, a predicted model, not a curated record